This is a messenger RNA of Postia placenta MAD-698-R-SB12, 417 nucleotides long. RefSeq lists its product as hypothetical. The record is from RefSeq and is a predicted model, not a curated record. The transcript has a single exon. The coding region runs from base 1 to 417 and encodes 138 amino acids. Lineage: Eukaryota; Fungi; Basidiomycota; Agaricomycetes; Polyporales; Adustoporiaceae.
AUGAGAUCGUCCACAGUCGCCUCAGUCCUUGUCCUCAUGUUCUCCCCAAUUGCUCUCGCCCAAUCGACUGUCUCCGUGAUAUGGAACUCGGACUACGACACUUCCUCUACAGGGAUGAACACCACAACAUGCGCUACCGUCCUCGACCAAUCCUACCCCACCUUCGGUGCGGUGCCGACGUUCCCUUACCUCGCGGGAGCAUCCUUCGUGACCGACUCGAAUACGACGGGAUGCGGGACUUGCUGGAGCUUGGUUAGUGAUGUGGGAAGAACCACCGUCGUAGUCAUUAAUGGGGCAGCGGACGGAUUCGUCAUUACCGAAGAGGCGGCAAACGACCUGACGGGCCACCACCAGUUCCUGUGGUAUAAUGUUCAGGCGAACGCUACGCAACUGGAUGCGUCUGUGUGCGGUCUCUAA